AUGUAUGAUAAGCCAAUUAGUGUUGAACAAAAUGCAAAAUAUAUAGAGGUUGAAGGUAUACCUGUAUCAGGCCGUACUUGGAAAGAUAAAGCGUUGCCUAUUCGAACCAAAAUGAUGAUUAAAAAUAGCAAAAAGAAGUGGCUCGAGCAACAGCAGAUGCAGCGCCAUAUGAAACUAGUUAGUCUGGAAGCUAAACAGCUGAUUGAAAAUCGCAAGGAAGAGAUUAGGUUAAAGCGGCAGAGGAGAUUAGAGAAACAAUCUAAGAAAGUGGAAAAUGAAAUUAGGGCAGCGGGCCCUAACGCCAUAGUACUCUCCAACAAAAAAGUAUCUAAGAUGUCUAAAAAGGCUAAGAAACAGCUAAUGAGUAUGACUCCUGAGUUGAUUAGCAAACUUCGGAAUAGAAUGCCUUAA
This is a messenger RNA of Babesia microti strain RI, 411 nucleotides long. RefSeq lists its product as hypothetical. The transcript is spliced from 2 exons. Lineage: Eukaryota; Apicomplexa; Aconoidasida; Piroplasmida; Babesiidae. The coding region runs from base 1 to 411 and encodes 136 amino acids. The record is from RefSeq and is a predicted model, not a curated record.